AUGGCGAGCAGCAACGCUCCGGGCGCACCACUCUUGGUCGUGCUGGGCUCGACAGGCACAGGCAAAUCAGACCUGGCCGUAGAGCUUGCCACUCGCUUCAAUGGAGAAAUCAUCAAUUCAGAUGCUAUGCAGCUCUACAGUGGCCUCCCCAUCAUCACCAACAAAAUCACCCCGGCCGAGCAAAAAGGCAUCCCUCACCACCUCCUGGGCCAUAUCCCUCUUCACCACCUCCCCUGGGACGUAGAAGUCUACAAGCGUGAGGCCAACAAAGUCAUCAGUCAAAUCCGCACCAGAGGGAACCUGCCUAUUCUCGUGGGCGGAACACAAUAUUACGUCGACCCGUUACUAUUCACGGACGUCAUCCUCGAUGACGUCCAGCAAACAGACUCCUCCGCGGCAUUUCCUAUUCUGGAAGAACCAACAGAAGUCCUCCUAGAAGAGCUCCGGAAACGCGAUCCCGUCAUGGCAGAAAGAUGGCACCCCAACGACCGCCGCAAAAUACUUCGUUCGCUAGAAAUCUACCUGCACACGGGGAAGCCGGCCUCGCAGUUCUACGCGGAACAGGAAACGCGCAAAGCAGCCGCUGCCAGCGGAGAAGCACCUGGCAGACCCUGGGAGAAGCUCUUGUUUUGGGUUUAUUCCGACAAGGAAGUUCUUUCCGAGCGUCUCGACGCGCGCUGUGACAAGAUGCUUGACUCUGGGCUUCUAGAUGAGAUCCAUGAGCUAUACGGCUUCAAGAAAAGAGCCGAAGAAACAGGCCAAGCUAUGGACAUGACAAAGGGGAUAUGGCAGUCCAUAGGCUACAAGCAAUUCGAGCCAUAUCUACACGCCUUCGAAGCAGGGAUAGCCGCCGCGGAAGUCGAGAAGCUGAAGCUGUCAGGCUUGGAAGACAUGAAGACUGCAACAAGACGUUACGCAAACUAUCAAACGAAAUGGAUCCGCAUCAAACAAAUGCGGCGCUUGCAGGAUGAGGGUCCCGAGGCAGUCAGCAGUUUAUAUCUAGUUGACAGCACGGACCUGUCUCAGUUCCAGAAGAAUGUAGUCGAACCGGCCGCGAAGCUGACGGAGUUGUUUUUGAAGGGAGAGCAACGUCCAGCAGCGGUCGACGUCUCCGAAACGGCAAAAAAAGUCCUCGGAAGUGCACUUGAGUUGAGGCCCAAGGAGACGCCGAUCAAGAGAACGUGUGAUAUGUGUCAGACGAUCCUGGUUACGGCACAGGCAUGGGAGAGGCAUGUGGGGAGCGUGGGCCAUAGACGAGCAGCAAAGAAGAGGACAAAGUUUGCCCUCGUCGCUGUUGAUGCGCAAAGAGGGGGCGAGGAUAAGCCAGGGGCCGACUCCGAUGGAUCACGAGCGUCAAGCCCGGAUAUUGGCUCGAUGUUUUCCAUGUUUUCCCAUUGA
Molecule: messenger RNA, 1398 nt
Organism: Metarhizium album ARSEF 1941
Lineage: Eukaryota; Fungi; Ascomycota; Sordariomycetes; Hypocreales; Clavicipitaceae
Product: tRNA isopentenyltransferase
Exons: 2
Coding region: 1-1398 (465 amino acids)
Biological process (GO): tRNA modification
Cellular component (GO): mitochondrion
Molecular function (GO): tRNA dimethylallyltransferase activity
Source: RefSeq, a predicted model, not a curated record